AUGUAUCAAUUAGCUGCUUUAAAAAGCACAAUUAAUUCAAUUCACACCGAUCACGACAGAAAGAUAUAUGAAAUUUUCAGUGAAAUUCAACAUACGAAAGAGAAGUUAAAAGAAAUACUUCACCGUAUGUUAGAUUGUUCGGAAAUAGCUCUGAACAAAGAUAUUUUAGAGCGAAAUAUAGAAGAACUAAUGCAAAAAAUCGAUAAACAAACUGAAAAUUUGGAUAAGUCCGUUUUACUGGGCUUAAUUUUCCAACAGCUUGGCCUUGCGGCUAUACUCGCAGGAAUCAUGGCUUUAUCUGCUGGAGCGGGUGCAUUUGGAGUGGGAACAUUGGGCGUCGGGUUAUUGGCUGGCAAUGCCACCAGUGAAAUAAUAUUUCAUGUGAAAUUAUUCAAGCUGAGCACCGAAAUACAAGAAUAUAUUGGUACGAUUUCACGGCAAAAAACUCAACAAAUAGCACGUAUGAAAAAAUAUUUCGAUAAUUUUGAACAACGUGUACGUCAAAGAAAUGCUAACCAACUCAAAAUCGACAUCGUUUGGUAUGAUAAAGAGAUCCAUCAUCAAGAAAAUCAAUACUUUGCCAAGGAAUUAUCGCAUCAAUUUUCACCAAACAAUUAUCAAGUUGUCCUUUUUGAUAAUGAACAUCGAGUGAUAAACUUUGUUCAAACAAAUAUUACAAAUAAUAUCAUUUUGAUCACAACAGGAUCAGCUGGGAGAUCUGUAAUUUCUGCAAUUGGACAUUAUUGUAAUAUCACAGGUAUUAUUCUAUUUUGUAUGAGAGUUGAUGUUCAUCGAUCAUGGACAGAAAAAUUUAAAAAAAUCUUAUUGAUUACAAACCAAUUCAAUGAAGUUGUCGAAAAGAUAAAACACAUUGAAUGUGGUGAUAUUUAUUUUGUAAACAAUGGACUUUCAAUCGGAGAUGCACGAUUAAAAAUGCCAAAUAUUGAAGUUUAUUUAUCAAUAAAUGCAAAUGGAUCUAUCAUUAAUAAUUUUCUAUCAAUUAGACGCGAACAACUUCAUCAUCGAACCAAUAUGGAACAAUUAUAUAGAAAAAUUAUGUCAAAAAAUAUUUAUCCAAAUGGAAUACCAGAUCAUCUUCAAUUGGCAAAUUUGAACUGUUUUAUUAGCAAAUUUCUCGAAGCACUUCAACAACCAAAACCGGAAAUAUCAAUCAUCACUUUGUAUACAUUAGAAGCUCCACAUUAUUACAAAAUUCUUAAUGAUAUUCUCAAUCGAUUAGACGAAGAAUUGAUUUUAUUGAUUGGCGAUUAUGUAAAAGCAUUACGAUAUGCUUUACUCGUCUACGAAGACCAAAAAAAUAAAAUACAAAAGAAGACGAAUAUGACUUUUUAUCGAGGGUUAUGUUUGACGAAAGGAAACAGUUUUCAAGAAUUUUUGCGAAAAUUUCGAGUUGGAGAUUUCAUUAUAUUUCCAUCGUUUUCGUCAACUAGCAUGGAUAAGAGAGAGGCUGAAUCAUUUACCAAAGGAAAAGGUGUUAUUUUGGAAAUAUCCGUUGAUUGUACUCAAAUGAACAGACCAAAAAAUAUUUCGGCUGUAUCAAAAUAUUUAGAUGAAGAUGAAGUAUUACUUGACUGUUUCAGUAUAUUGGAAGUGCAGGACAUCAAAAAGGUUACUGAUAACAUAUUUUUCUAUACAUGUGAAUUGAAACUUCACAUAUGA
Messenger RNA from Adineta ricciae, 1680 nucleotides. The record is from the annotation of a GenBank genome assembly. Lineage: Eukaryota; Metazoa; Rotifera; Eurotatoria; Adinetida; Adinetidae.